Podarcis lilfordi (Lilford's wall lizard) is the source of this 39232-nucleotide messenger RNA. The record is from the annotation of a GenBank genome assembly. NCBI's taxonomy places the organism in Eukaryota, Metazoa, Chordata, Lepidosauria, Squamata, Lacertidae.
AUGCACGACUCCAGCAUCGUGACCCUCUACAUGAACAAAGGUGACCGCUAUGAUUGCAACCAUGGAAUCUCCCUGCUGAGUACUGUGGGGAAAGCUUUGGCCUGGGUAGUUCUCAACAGAUUGCAGUCACUCGCAGACAGUCACAAUGCAACUUCAGAGCUCAGAGGUCAACAGUCUGCAUGAUUUUCUCCCUGUGCCAGCUGCGGAAGAAAUGUUGAGAGCAGAGGCGCCCCUUGUACAUCGCCUUCAUCGGCCUGACGAAGAAGAAGAAGAAGAAGGAGUUUGGAUUUGAUAUCCUGCUUUAUCACUACCCUAAAAGGGGACGCUGGUGGCGCUGUGGGUUAAACCACAGAGCCUAGGACUUGCUGAUCAGAAGGUCGGCGGUUCGAAUCCCUGCGACAGGGUGAGCUCCCGUUGCUCAGUCCCUGCUCCUGCCAACCUAGCAGUUCAAAAGCACAUCAAAGUGCAAGUAGAUAAAUAGGUACCACUCCAGCAGGAAGGUAAACGGUGUUUCCGUGCGCUGCUCUGGUUCUCCAGAAGCAGAUUAGUCCUGCUGGCCACAUGACCCGGAAGCUGUACACCGGCUCCCUCGGCCAGUAAAGCGAGAUGAGCGCUGCAACCCCAGAGUCAUCCGUGACUGGACCUAACGGUCAGGGGUCCCUUUAAGGAGUCUCAAAGCGGCUAACAAUCUUCUUUCCCUUCCUCCCCCACAACAAACACUCUGUGAGGUGAGUGAGGCUGAGAGACUUCAGAGAAGUGUGACUGGCCCAAGGUCACCCAGCAGCUGCAGGUGGAGGAGCAGGGAAGCGAACCCGGUUCACCGGAUUAUGAGUCCACCGCUCUUAACCACUACACCACAGUUGUUGACCUUUGACUCAACAAGAUAGGAUGGCUUCCUUAGCUUCAAAAGAUGAUUGUGUCCUUCCAUGUGAACAGCUCAUCCUCGGAUUCCUUCCCGAUAAAUAGUGUGAAACAGGGCCGUGUUCUUGCCCCAACUCCCUUUGGCAUUUUCCUUUGCCUGUUGCUCUCAAAUGUCUUCUGCUCAGCUGAAGAGGGUGUGUACUUUCAUUCAGGGAAUAACACACGUGCGUGUGGUGUGUGUGUGUGUGUGUGUGUGUUCAUCCUGGCACAUCUCUGCACCAAGACAAAAGUGUUGGGGGUCCUUAUCCGAGAGAUGUUGUUUGCAGAUGACGCAGCCUUGACAGCGCGCUCUGAGGAAGCUCUUCAGAGACUCACCAACCAUUUUGCUCAAGCCUGCAGGGAUUUCAGUCUUACCACCAUCCUGACCAAGACCAACUUCUUGGGUCAGGACCUUGCCAUCAGCAUUGGUGACCUUGAGGUGCCAGAAGUGCCUUGCCUACCUGGAUUCCACCAUAAUCUUUUUUCUUUUUUAAAAUCAUUUUUACUGAUUUUCCAAUAAGAAACAUCCAAUUAAUACAGUAUAUCCAAUCAUAACACUUCAAUUAAAAUAAAAAAACUAAAAUAAAAAAGACCAAAUUAUAAUCCAAAUUAUAUUUAUUAAUUUUUUCAGAGCUCCCCACGGUCUGGAUCUCUGAAGCAAAUCUUAGUCCUGCCUCUCCUUGUUGUUUCCAUAUUUUCCACAUCUUGAUUUUAACGCUUCAUAAUUCUUUGUCCCUGAGUCCACGAUUCUCAGUCAUGUCAAACAUCAUGUACUUUCAUCCGUCAAAUACAGCUUUGCUAAUAUAUAUUUUUCCAACUGUCUUUUUAUCAGCACAGCUUCCUCUGAGUCCGGAUUCCACCAUAAUCUAAUGGAUCCUCCUCAGUGAGCAAUUACCCACAAGACAGCCAAUGUGGCAGAGUGGUUAGAGUGUCAGACUAGGACCUGGGAGAACUGGGUUCAAAUCCCCAUUCUCAGAACCAUGGGAAGGGGUCUCAAAGGGUCCUCUGGUCCAAUGCCUUGCAAUGCAGGAAUUCCUUGCAGUCACAGGAAUCAACCUACUUCACAGGGUUGUUGUGAGGACAAAAUGAGGAAAGAGAGAAUCAUGGAGGAAAGCCAGAAUAUAAAUGCCACAAAUAAAUAAUAAAUAAAUUCCCACUAUGUGAAUAUAAGGCGUGCCUGAGGCUUGCGUCCAACGUGAGCCACUGUCAGAGCAAGGAUGACAAACUUCGGUCCUUGGAUCUCAGAGGCCCUCCUCUGAAUAUGAGCACAGUGGUGCCUUGGUUAUCCAACGCCUUGGAACUCACACAACUUGGAACCCAAACACUGCAAACCCAGAACUAAGUGUUUUCGGAAGCUAAACAUGCUUCCCCUCUGUGGUUCCAGCCUUCCCUGGGAUGUCACAUAGAGGAGGGAGAAAGGUUGUUUUCUGCUGCUCCAGAGAAGCGGACACGGAGCAACGGAUCCAAACUACAAGAAAGAAGAUUCCACCUCAACAUUAGGAAGAACUUCCUGACAGUAAGAGCUGUUCGACAGUGGAAUUUGCUGCCAAGGAGUGUGGUGGAGUCUCCUUCUUUGGAGGUCUUUAAGCAGAGGCUUGACAACCAUAUGUCAGGAGUGCUCUGAUGGUGUUUCCUGCUUGGCAGGGGGUUGGACUCGAUGGCCCUUGUGGUCUCUUCCAACUCUAUGAUUCUAUGAUUCUAUGCUCCGUUUUGAGUGUCAUGCUUCCGAUUUGAGUGCCACACUUCUGUUUUGAGUGUUACGCUGAGGUCUGUCUGUUUUUUAUUUUGUGUUUUUGUGCCUCUUUUUUGUUUUUGUGACUGUGUGGAACCCAGUUCAGCUACUGAUUGAUUGAUUGGGUGACUGUAGCCUAUUGUUUAUUCCUUUCAUUUUAUGGAUCAAUGGACUCGUUAGCAAAAUUCAUGCUAAACUGCUGUUUUAGGGGUUGUUUUUAAAAGUCUGGAACGGAUGAAUUCAUUUUGCAUUACAGUGGUACCUCGGGUUACAGACACUUCAGGUUACAUACGCUUCAGGUUACAGACUCCGCUAACCCAGAAAUAGUACCUCAGGUUAAGAACUUUACUUCAGGAUGAGAACAGAAAUCGUGCAGCGGCGGUGCAGCGGCAGCAGGAGGCCCGAUUAGCUAAAGUGGUGCUUCAGGUUAAGAACAGUUUCAGGUUAAGAACAGACCUCCAGAACGAAUUAAGUACUUAACCCGAGGUACCACUGUACUUUCUAUGGGAAAGUGCACCUUGGUUUUGGAACGCUUUGGUUUUGGAAUGGACGUCUGGAAUGGAUUAAGUCUGAGAACCAAGGUACCCCUUUAACACUGGAUCCAAGCCGGAGUCGUGUUUUUCAAAAACAGAAGCGAAGUGUCUGAAGGAGGAAGCAAGGAAUCUCCCCGAAGAGUCCCCUCUGUGGUUCCAGCCUUCCCUGGGAGAGAGGGAGGGGGGGCUUCCCCAGGCUGGUUGCUAAGUCAGCAGCGCAACUGACUACAGAGCAGAAGGUGUGCAGCUUGAGUCUGAGACCACACUCCUGCCUGCUAACGGUGGCAUUUCUCUCCUUAAAAAACAUUUUUUUAUUAACAUAUAAAACACAUACAUAUACAUUUACAGAAUUACACAAUACACGUACAUAACACACUACCUUAUUUUCAUAACAUAAAACAUACCUACAUUACUCUAUAUAAUACCUACCUAUACUGUACAUAUCAACAUACAGUACCUACACACCUACCCCACACGGACACCCACCAAGUGACUUGACUUCCAGCCGUUCUUGUUACACUACUUUAUUUUUCCAACUAGCUUAAACGCACUUCAUUAUUUCUUUAAUCUCUUCUUCUAUCUUAACUUUACUCUCCUUUCACUCUAUUCAUUUUCUGGAUUCACUCAAUAUCUGUCAAAAAUUCUACUUUUUCCACAUAAAUUUUGAUGUAUUCCUUAAAGAUAGCCCACUCCUUAUUCACUUUUUGUACUAUAUCUCCUCUUAUCCUCCCUGUUAGUUCGGCAAUAUGGAAGUAUUCCGUCAUUUUAGAUAACCAGUCUGUUUUAGUUGGGACUGCUGCUUUUCCAAAUUUUGGCAAUCAAUAACCUUGCCGCUGUAGUUGCAUACAUAAAUAUUGGUCUGACUGUUCUUUUUAUUUCCUCUGACAUGAUACUUAGGAGAAAGGAUUCUGAGUUUUUUCAAAUGAAAAUCUAAACAUCUUUUUCAGUUCGUUAUAGAUAUUUCCCCAGAAUCCCACUAUCUCUUUGCACUCCCACCACAUAUGUAGAAAGGUUCCUGCCCCAUUGUUGCAUCUCCAACAGAUAUCACGACAGUUUUUAUACAUUUUUGCCAGUCUGUCCAGGGUCAGGUCUGUAUUGCAUUUUCAUUACAUUCUCUCUUAAAUUAUAGCAUGCUGUAAAUUUGAUAUCUCUUUUCCACAGCCAUUCCCAUUGGCUCAUCAUAAGUGUUGUUUAGUCGUUUAGUCGUGUCCGACUCUUCAUGACCCCAUGGACCAGAGCACGCCAGGCACUCCUGUCUUCCACUGCCUCCCGCAGUUUGGUCAAACUCAUGCUGGUAGCUUCGAGAACACUGUCCAACCAUCUCCUCCUCUGUCGUCCCCUUCUCCUUGUGCCCUCCAUCUUUUGCAACAUCAGGGUCUUUUCCAGGGAGUCUUCUCUUCUCAUGAGGUGGCCAAGGUCUUGGAGCCUCAGCUUCAGGAUCUGUCCUUCCAGUGAGCACUCAGGGCUGAUUUACUUCAGAAUGGAGAGGAUUGAUCUUCUUGCAGCCCAUGGGACUCUCAAGAGUUUCCUCCAACACCAGAAUUCAAAAGCAUCCAUUCUUCGGCGAUCAACCUUCUUUAUGGUCCAGCUCUCACUUCCAUACAUCACUACUGGGAAAACCAUAGCUUUAACUAUAUGGGCCUUUGUCGGCAAGGUGAUGUCUCUGCUUUUUAAGAUGCUGUCUAGGUUUGUCAUUGCUUUUCUCCCAAGAAGCAGGCGUGACUGCUGUCACCAUCUGCAGUGAUCAUGGAGCCCAAGAAAGUAAAAUCUCUCACUGCCUCCAUUUCUUCCCAUUGAGCCCAUCACCUCCUGGCAAAUAGAAGGGGGAGAAAUGGAGGCUCAUCAUAAUAUUUUCCCCUAAAUCCUGGGCCCACUUUAUCAUCACUGUCUUCACUUGCUCCUCCUUUACCUCCCAUUCUAGGAGCAAAUCAUAUAAUUUGGAAAUAUGUUUACUUUUAGAUUGGAUUAAGUACUUGAGGCAUUUCUCUCCUGAAAUGUUUGGCUGGCUUCCCCUGCAGACCUGACACACAGGACUCUGUAGGCUUUGGGGAUGGGAAGGUCAAAUGAGGGCAAGGUCAGAUCAGCGGUGCAAUGAUCUCUUUCUCCACAGAGAAAGAGGGUGCUCAGAACCAGCGCAAUAUAUUUGGCUGCCCAAAUGACGAUACCCCUUGCAAAAAAUGCUAAAGAUCUCUUUUAAUAAAAAACCAGAGGCCUAUCUCCUGGGAAUUACAGAUUUGGACAUUCUGCAGAAAACAAAGGGUAUCUUUUUAUAAACCACGGCGGCAGCAACAGUUCUUAUCGCGCCAAAAUGGAAGCGUAUUGAAAUUCCCUCUAUAAAUGAAUGGAUCCAAAAGCUGACAGAAUAUGCCGAAUUAGAUGGUCUAUCAGAAGAAAUAACGAAUAAAUCAAAACAGGAAUUUGUCUCAAAAUGGGAGGUUUUCAAAGAACAUUUGAAAUAUAAAUAUAGAAGUUUAAACUCUGUUGCAGCAUUCCAGGAACUUCAGUAGUAGUUGCAAGUUAGACAGAAGAGUUAAGAUAUAUUAAGAAAAAGUUAAAUUAUGAUAAAAGUGUGUAUUGGCAAUAAGUAAUGUUAAAUUGAAAUAAGGAAUAGAUGGGAGGUUGGGUCGAUAGUGUUAAGACCAACUUACGUUUUAUGGUUUGUUAAGAAAAUUUUGUGUUUGUUGUUAUUCCUGUGUGUAAUUCUGUAUCUGUGUUUUCUCUUUCUCUUUCUUUUCUUGCUGUAUCAAUAAUAAUAAUAAUAAUAAUAAUAAUAAACAUAAACAUAAACAAAUGAUGAUACCCCUUCCUGCCGUUCACCAGCCUGGGACCCAAACCACUGCUGCCCUGAGCGAUCCUCUCUCAACGGAGCAGCGAGACCAGAGUUCUUUGCAGCAGUGAUAUUUUGAGGAGCGCCGGUGAAUCACAGAAUUGUAGCUUGGGAAGGGACCCCAAGGGUCAUCUAGUCCAACCCCCUUGCGAUGCGGGAACCACUGGAGGAUUCCAAGCGGCGCAGGGCCUUUCAGAUGACGGGUUUCUUGGGCGUUUACCCUGAAUCAUUUGCAGGGAGGUUAGACAAUGCCAGCUGAUUCACGAGCAUUCGCUCACCUCACAGAGUGUUUGUUGUGGGGGAGGAAGGGAAGGAGAUUGUGAGCCGCUUUGAGACUCCUUAAAGGGAGCGAAAGGCGGGAUAUCAAAUCCAAACUCUUCUUCUUCUUCUUCUUCCUGAUUUGUUUCAAAGCAAACACAAUCCUGCGCUUCCUAGGGCAUUUCAAUUUCACUUUCCUCAUAGCAAAAAGUCCAGUGAUUAGGGGAAGUGGACUUGUUGUGCAAGAACUCCCAAUCAGCUAUAGUUGCACAACUUGGGUUUGCAGGAGUGUGAUUGAAUCCCACCUGAAGAUAGAGACAGUCAGGAAGUGUUUUGCAAUUCUGGUACAGUGGUACCUCAGGUUACAGACGCUUCAGGUUACAGACUCUGCUAACCCAGAAAUAGUACCUCGGAUUAAGAACUUUGCUUCAGGAUGACAACAGAAAUCGCACAGCGGCAGCAGGAGGCCCCAUUAGCUAAACUGGUGCUUCAGGUUAAAACCAGUUUCAGGUUAAGAACGGACCUCCAGAACGAAUUAAGUUCUUAACCCAAGGUACCACUGUAUUCAGGAAACAAGUCUCUGACUUAGAUUGAGACAGAACUCUUGCCUAGGCAGAAAUAAUGGGAUUCUUUCUCACACAAACAAUUAAACCUGAUGGUGUGCAGUUUCACUUGCUAAUUACACAACAGGGCUAUGCAUAUUUGAUGCAAUCUCCAGUAACUGGCAUCCUGAGAACCCCAGUUUUCAUUCUAUUUCUCCCCUUUUCUUUUAAAAAAAGCAAGUUUCUAAUCUUUAAUGCCACUGAAGAAAGCAUGAAACUCUGUGAAUCAAAGCUUGGUGAAUCUGUAUUAAUUUUGCUGACCAGUGCUGAGGAGUUGCUAACUUGCAGACCUCUGCAUUAACUAAGCCGCUUCUGGCGAACCAGAGCAGCACACGGAAACACCGUUUACCUUCCCGCCAGAGUGGUACCUAUUUAUCUACUUGCACUUUGACGUGCUUUCGAACUGCUAGGUUGGCAGGAGCUGGAACCGAGCAACGGGAGCUCACCCCGUCGCGGGGAUUCGAGCCGCCGACCUUCUGAUUGGCAAGUCCUAGGCUCUGUGGUUUAACCCGCAGCGCCACCCGCGUCCCUUGACACUGCCUUACACUGCAUUUAAAACCAAAAUCGCAUUUGGAUAGAAACUGUUUCUCAGGCAGCUAAUCCUAGUCUUUAUAACCCUGUACCUUCUUCCAGAAGGCAGAAGCUGAAAGAGAUCAUUUCCGGGGUGCGCACUAUCCUGCGCUAUCUCUGCAGCUUUCUUAUGGCACCUGGAAGCGUAGAUUUGAUCCAAGGUGGGAUGAGUGCACCCAAUUAUUCUCUCCGCAGUCUUUACAACCCUGGACAGCAUUGUUUUUCCCCUGACCGUGCAGCUCCCAAACCACACACACACAGACCAUAAGCUAAUACACUCUCCACAGUACAAUGGUAAAAUGCCAUCAACAGGUCCUUUGAGAGAUUGUUUUCCUGGAGAAUUCUCAGAAAAUAUAACCUCUGCUGUGCUCUCUUCAUCCGGUCUUUUCUCCCCAGGUUAGGUCAUCUCUCAACUCCAUUCCCAGAAAUUGAAACACCAAGACCUAUUCCCCUCUCAAGCUCCCACUCUGCUCACCACCUUCCUCAACUCAGUUUGCCCAAAGGCAAGGCCAGAUGCACAGCGGUCGCUGCCUUCCCCACCCCUCCUUGGCAUCCUGCCACGGGGGGGGAGGGUUGGGUGUCCCCCCAGUCUCGGGCUUUGCUUCUUCACCACUGUGCACUGCAUGCAGCUCAUGCUGGAAACUUUGAGGGUGAUCGCCCCCCCAAAAGAUCAACAACUUGCCGCUGCCAAUCAUCCAGAUUUUCACUUCUAGUUUAGGGUUUCAUUUUCUUUCUUUUUAAAAUUUUUUAUUCAUUUUUCUUUUUCAUUCAUUACAUACAUCUCAAAUUCUCCCCCCCCCAUUUUUUUUUAUUCAUUUUAUAACACAAACAGAAAAACAAACAAUACAAACAGAUUCUUGUCUUAUCCUUAUUUUUUCUAAACAUUGUUAGGUGGGCUUCCCCAAGUCCCCCCUAUCUGAUUUUCAUUUUACCUCAUCUUUAGCAGUUUACAUAUAUCAUAAUCAUAAUUUCUAACCUUUUUUUAAUCACUCUUACUUUAACCAUAAAAAUCUUCACAUUUUAUCACUUACAAAUAAUUCUAUUUUAAAAUACACUAUCUUCUACUUCUAACCUUACAGCCUAAAUCAACUUCCAAAGCUAUUCUAAGAUUUAAAUAUUAACAUAUUUUUUCAAAUAUUCCUUAAACUUCUUCCAAUCUUCUUCCAUCAUCUGUUCUCUCUGGACAUGGAGUCUCCUAGUCAGUUCGGCAAGUUCCAUAUAGUCCAUAUAUCUCAAAUUAUUAACAUUUACUAUAUAUUCCUUCCUCCCUCCCCUCCAAGGCUUCCCCCAACUUCCGCUUCUGUUUUGGUUCUAUUUUCACCUACUUUGCUAUCUCUUAACAGAAAAAGUUAUUAAUAACAAAACAUCAAACCUAUAAACAUAAAAAUAAAAUUAACUACAUCAUCUUAUAUCUGAAGGAGCGUCUCCACCCCCAUCGUUCUACCCGGAAACUGAGGUCCAGCACUGAGGGCCUUCUGGCGGUUCCCUCACUGCGAGAAGCCAAGUUACAGGGAACCAGGCAGAGGGCCUUCUCGGUGGUGGCACCUUCCCUGUGGAACACCCUCCCACCAGAUGUCAAAGAGAACAACAACUACCAGACUUUUAGAAGACAUCUGAAGGCAGCCCUGUUUCGGGAAGCUUUUAAUGUUUGAUGUAUUAUAGUAUUUUAAUAUUCUUUUGGAAGCCGCCCAGAGUGGCUGGGGAAGCCCAGCCAGAUGGGCGGGGUAUAAAUAAUAAAUAAUUAUUAUUAUUAUUAUUAUUAUUAUUAUUAUUUCACUAUCUUCUAAACAUUUUCUGAUGCUAAUGAUGUGGAUGUUUAUUUAAAUCCUGCCAUCAAGUCUAUUGACUUUCUUUGUUUCUGCAAAUAUAAUAUGAAUGGUUCCCAAUCUUUUUCAAAGUCUCUGUUGUCUUUUUCUCUUAGUCUACCUGUCAUUUUUGCCAGUUCCACAUGGUUCAUCAACUUCUCUUGCCAUUGUUCUUUCAUUUUCUUAAUUUUGGAAACAGGGGUCGUCUUAUACAUGGGGACGUCUUAUACAUGGGAAAAUACGGUAUACUUUUUUCCUUGGUUGCUCAUCAGGAGUUUAGACAACGUCAUUGCAUAUUUGAAGUUAGGAUGAAUAUUAUUUUGCCUGAAGGUUCAUCUCGUUACACUUCCUUGUGCUGAACCUGACAUGACGUUCAUGUUGCCCACAAACGUCGAAUAUAUUGGGCAACCUUCAUCUGUGUCAAUAUCAAAGACAAUCAGCCUUUCAUCAUCCCGCCGGAGUUCCUUCGAUGAUAAAUGAUGUGGUUGGAUUUUCUCACAAGAGAGAGAACACCCCAGAGUACAACACCCAGAUAAAAAAAUCAUCACUUCCUUUCUUGUCUCCGGUGGUGUGACUGGGGAUGGGGAACUGUGGGGACAUUCCAUGGGCCCCGGAUUGACGAAUUACUGUCAAUCACUUGCAAUAUAAGGAAGUCUAGGAAUGGCGGGGAAGAAUUAUAAAGGCUCCAGGAGGGUUGAUAAGAUCAUCGGAUAGCGUCCAGCUGAUCCUUUGGAGCUCAAGACUCUCGUAAGUAACACUUCUUCAAGAUUUGCAUUCUAGGGUUUCAGGAGGGCUGGUGGCCCAACUGACUGGGUAGCCCACCUGGCUACUUGAGGUGGCAGGACUUCUGAAGGUUUGGUCAAGGGAACAACUCCCCUAUGGAGAAAGGUUGCAGAGUUUGGGACCUUUUACAGAAAAGGAAGAGGAGACGUGACAACAGUCUCUAAGAUGAUGCAUGGCAGGCAGAAAGCAGACAGCGAAACAUUCUUUUCCCUCUUUCACAACACUAGAACGGUCGUUUUCAACCAGUGUGCCGUGGCACCCUGGGGUGCUUUGAAGGAUGGUCAGGGGUGCCACAGGCACCCUCUUUCCUUCCCUCUCUCCUCUUAUGCCCUCUUGCGUCUCUGCCUCCCAAAGGCUUGCAGGGCUGUUUGUUGCAACGGCCCCAGCUACAAGCUCCGCAGGCGAAUGGUGCCUCUGGGACUGGCCAGGGGCUGCUGGUUGCCAGGAGCUGAGGUUGCAUUGAGGUAUGCAAGCAAGUGGGCGAGGGAGCCCAGUCCGCCAGCCCUUGCUGUUGGGAAUAGUGCUACUCAUGCAACACGUUGGCGAUUAAUAUACACAGAACAGUAAUUAUACAUUCUUUAUCAACCUUCGGAGAAAAAUACAAAACAUCAAACAAAGCCACAGAGACCUGCAAACUACCCAACCUAAAAUGAACUUAUAAUGUCUGGUUUCAAUAGAUUUUUCAAAUGCUUAACUCAGUCUUUUAGAUAAGUUCAUGAAGAGACCAACAAAAGGUAAGUUAGGUGUUAUUCACAAUAACGGGGGGAUGCUAGUGGAGUUGUAAAGGUAAGGUAAAGGGACCCCUGACCAUUAGGUCCAGUCAUGACCUACUCUGGGGUUGCGGCGCUCAUCUUGCUUUAUUGUUCUUGCUCCAAAUCAGUCUUCAUCUUCUAGGGUGCAUCAUCUCUGUAAUUUCAUGGAAUUAGUUGGAAUUAGCUGGCUAUGUCGGUCAGGUGUGUCUGCUUGGCCUGCAGAGGGCAUCGACUUUUUAUUUUUUGCGCAAUGAGAAGAGUCUUGCUGGGUCAUUAUAAAAUUAUAGAAAAGCUGUUUGCACAUGAGCUCGGUGGUUGCACAAUCCAUACGCAGAGCCACACAUACUCAGAUAGGAAGCCUUGUGAGGGGCACGGUUCAGUGGUAACUUUUGCUCUGCCAGUGUUAUAAAUGGAUCCUCACCUGAGACUCUAGAGAGCAGUGUUACAAUGUAUUCCCUGAAUCAUGCUUUUGCUAUCAGGAUGGUAGACUGCACCUGAGAAAGAAGCUCUCUUUUGGCCUCGAGAAGUAAGACAAGAGAUUCUGUUGCAUUAACUCAGGGAACAAUUGCAGCACCUCUUGCUAAAUCCUUUGAUUUAGCUGCAAAUCUUUCCUAUCCUCCCUUAUCGUUUGUAACCAUAAAGGUAAAGGAGAGAGCACCAGACUCCUUCUGGAAGUGCAAAGCCAAGAGAUGAUUACUUCUUCCUUUUCCCUCCACCCCCCAUAAAAACCAGUCAAGAGCUUUCAAUGGCCUGAGGCUCCCCUCUAGAAGUUACCCAGACAUAUUGCUUCAGCAGAAUUAUUGCCUCCUUCCUUUUAUAAUUAAGAGACAUGAUAGCAAGGCAGUUUAGGGCAAUCUUUAUUUCCAGAUAUGACAGGCACCAGCUAUCUGCACUUUCUGGAAACAAUUCUGUCAAGAGGAAUAGGUCUCUGCCCCUGGCUGUCUGCUCAGUAUUGCUUUUAAAUUUGCCUACUAUUAUUUACUGUGUUGCUUUAAACCAUUCUUAGCUGUUAUUUGCUUAUUUCAUAAAAUUUAUAUACAGCCGUACCUUGGAAGUCGAACGGAAUCCGUUCUGGAAAUCCGUUCAACUUCCAAAACGUUUGAAAACCAAAGUGUGGCUUCUGAUUGGCUGCAGGAAGCUCCUGCAGCCAAUCAGAAGCCUUACUGGAUGUCCAGCUUCCGAAAAUCAUUCAACAACCUGAACACACACUUCCAGUUUCUGAUCGUUCAGGAGCUGAAACGUACGAGUUCCAAGGCGUUUGGCAACCAAAGUAGACUGUACUUUGCUGUUGUUUUUUAGUUGUUUAGUCGUGUCCGCCUCUUCGUGACCCCCUGGACCAGAGCACGACAGGCACUCCUGUCUUCCACAGCCUCCUGCAGUUUGGUCAAACUCAUGUUCGUAGCUUCGAGAACACUGUCCAACCAUCUCGUCCUCUGUCGUCCCCUUCUCCUUGUGCCCUCCAUCUUUCCCAACAUCAGGGUCUUUUCCAGGGAGUCUUCUCUUCUCAUGAGGUGGCCAAAGUCUUGGAGACUCAGCUUUGGGAUCUGUCCUUCCAGUGAGCACUCAGGGCUGAUUUCCUUCAGAAUGGAGAGGUUUGAUCUUCUUGCAGUCCAUGGGACUCUCAAGAGUCUCCUCCAGCACCAUAAUUCAAAAGCCUCCAUUCUUUGGCGAUCAGCCUUCUUUAUGGUCCAGCUCUCACUUCAAUACAUCGCUACUGGGAAAACCAUAGCUUUAACUAUACGGACCUUUGUUGGCAAGGUGAUUUCCUCAAAGCAGUUUACCAAAAAAGGAUAAAACAAUAAAAUUAUCACUCUCCAGGGUGCAAGCCUGGGCGGUGUGUCUGGAGGUCCUGGGCUGGCCAGAUGACAAGACUUCCUGGCCUCACUGAUGUUGUCCAAAGAAAAGUAGAGCAAUCUGUUUGGCACCAGUUUGGCUGCAGGAGUUGCAGGAAGGAGGCAUACAAAGCACCGUCCAAUCAACUUAGGGACUCCACUCUGACCUUGUGUAUGGUUUUCUCCUUGGCCGCUUUCUUCUGCCCUUCAGAUAAACUGUUCCCAAGCUACUAAGUACAGCACUUUCUUUUUAUACUAAUAGUGGCACCUUGAACUCUGCCUGGCACCUUGAAAUCAGCAGCUGGGGCAGACCUGUACAACCUGACAGGGUCUCACUCCUGUCAGCAAUUGUGCUGCAGCAUUCUGCAUCGCAACGGCAGCUUCCGGGUGAAGUGCCACGUGCAGGAAAACAACUUUCAAUCUGAUGAUACUGGGAUAGAGGUGGUCCCGUAAAAGGCUUGCUGGAAAUGGACAGUCUUCGACAGAUGAUAGAGGUGGCGCCUUGUCUGGUCGGCGUCUACAGACCUCCUGAUAAGACGGUAUCUGCAGGGUGCAUUCUCCUGCAAAGCACAAUGGCCAAGGGGCCAUAUAAGCAGCUGGUUCUUUUUGCAGUGGCAUUAACAGGGCAGCAGUAGGAAGCCCCAGUGAGUGGUUGGACCAUUGCUUCUGCAUCAAGGGCUGGAGCACGUUCCAUCUAAGACACCGUCAGCUCCAACAUAUCAGGCAGCUGCUUUGCAGAAACAUGGACAGGUACUCAUCCCUCUGGCUACAAGUCCAUCAGCCAGCAGAAUUCUCUCUCUCCUCUCACCCUGUCUUCUCCUGUCUUCUGUUUUUGAGCCUGACCAGGCCCCUGUCAUCUUGGGGUGACACGACCUCCUCUUUGCUGUGCAAACCCUUCUCCUCCUUCUCCUUUCCUUGGCGGAGGCCACAUUCACACCAAACAUUUAAACCACCCAUGAUGCCACUUCAAAGCGCUGUGGCUUCCCCCAGAGAAUUCUGGGAGCUGUAGUUUGAUAAGGGUGCUGGGAGUUGUCAGGUGGCCUCAGUUCCCCUCAAAGAGAGACCGUUCCCAGAGUUCCCUGGAAAGAGAGAUUGGCUGUUAAACCACUCUGCAAAGUAUGUCUCUGUGAGGACAAUAGGCAUGUGCUAUCUCUGUUUUCAGUGAAGGUUUUCUGUAUCCUUGCUUUUUGUCGGUCUGCGUAUUUUAGCCAGAUUAUAUAUUUAUAUAAUUGAAAUUGUACACCGCUUGGAGGAUUGUUCUGUUUUCAUUUUCUUUUUGAGCAAGGGGUAUAUAAAUUUUCUGAUUGAAAUGAAUAAAUAAGCAUGUUGGCACAGAUUCACGGAGACUUUGGGGAGGCACUUUGCACAUGGUCAGAGGUUCCCAUAUCACAUUUCCAGGAAGGAACUGUAGCCCUGAAAACAAAUCAAACAAUUAUCUCUUUAUGUCAUCUUGCAAGGGUAUAUGCCCUGAAAGACAGAACAAAAAAAAAAUAUUGUGGUGGUGUUGUUACUUUAGAGGGGAAACUGGUUUGGGGUUUGAGAGGUUGAAAUAGUAGAAUUUGCCUUUAAAAUAAAUAUCACACCAAGUGUUUCAUAUGCCUUCUGAAGGAGUGAUUUGCUCACUCCUCUUUGGAAAAAAUAAAACGCAUGGGUUUUUAAACAACUUCAGGGGAGGUAAAUGUGCCGAUUCUGCAAAACCUUUACCUCUGUGGGUGCAGCUCCUGGUGCCACUGUUUUAUCACUAGAUUACACAUUCAGGUGUGUGUGGGAAGCUGCUGUCUGAUUUGCAACACAAAUGAAUUUCUAUAUCAGCUGGGUUUUUAUAAAAGGCAAAAAAAAGCUUUGCAGAGCUCAUACUUAAACUAUGGAACUUGCUCCCCAAAGGGGCAAAAAUGGCCACCCACCAAGAUGGCUUUAGGAAGAUUGUAGGAGAGGGCUAUUUGCCAUGAAGGUUUGCCUCACUUAGAGGCAGCAGUUUCUAUUGUUACAAAAGUUGGGUGCCUCCCCCUUUCUCUGCCGAAUGAUAGCAAGAUCCAAGGGGGUUCCUGGCACUCACAUGGGGUCUGUGUUCCUUUGGAGAACUGAGACACGGCAGAGACUGUCGUAGCUUUAAGAAAUGUGGUUUAUUCACCUAUUUACACCUUCAGUCUGUGUGGAAGGAGGUCAGAUCUUACAGCAUGGACAUUUCAAGAGGGGCUUUCCCCACACUGCAGUGCAACACUUGAAUCAAAAGCAUGUUUCCCAGCCUGCCUUCAGCCAGCCUGCCCAAGAUGGGUGUCUCCUUUUUCUCUCCCCUCCUUCUUCCCAGAACAUCUUGCUAAAGAAACUCUUUCCUGUAGCUUCAAACUCACACACCAUGACCUUGGCAACAUCUGUCUCCCCAGGCCAAAAGAUUCCUCUCUGAUGGCCCAUCAACCCCUUUUGCCAUGUUAACAGAUUUGUUCUUCAUCAGCCAGCCCUGGGAAUCCUUCUCUGGCAUGGCUCUGCAGAUUGUACUUUCACCCAUAUCCCAAUUAAUCAUAGAAUCUUAGAGGGGGAAGGGACCUAAGGGUCAUCCAGUCCAACCCCCUUCAAUGCAGGAAACUCAGCUAAAGCAUCCAUGACAGAUGGCCAUCCAAUCUCUGCUUAUAAACCUCCAAGGAAGGCGAGUCUACCAUCUCUCAUGGGAGUCUGUUCCACUUUCAAAGAGCUCUUGCUGUCAGAAAGUUUUCCCAAAUGUUCAAUCGGAAUCUCCCUUCUUGCAACUUGAAGCCAUUGGUUCGAGUCCUACCCUCCAGAAAAAGAGAAAACAAGCAUGCUCUUUCUUCCUGGUGACAGCCCAUAAGAUAUUUGAAGAUGGCUUUCAUAUUUCCUCUUAGUCUCCUCUUCUCCAGGCUUCUUCUUCUUCUUCGAUCACUCGUAGCCGAGUAAGAUUGUCUUCCAUAAACACGGUUUUAACAAUGAGUCCGUAAGUGACAGUGGAGGCCAAUUCUGGAUCCACACAUCCUUCCACGGUGGGGACAAAGGUUUACGAGCGGGAGCUGAUCACGGUGUGGAUUUGCCAAGUGUGCUUUCGUCCUAGCACGUUUCUCCUUUGCGACCGUUGAUGGAAUCUUUCGAGGAGUUAGAGAUGGCGUUUAUAAGUGGUCCAUAUUUCACAAGCAUGUAGUAAGGUUGGUAGUACAAUAGCUUUGUAAACGAGCAUUUUUGUUUCCCUGCGAAUAUCCCGGUCUUCAAACACUCUGCACUUCAGUUGGGAGAAAGCCACACUCGCAGAGCUCAGGUGAUGCUGGAUUUCAGCAUCAAUGUUGGCCAUUGUGGAAAGGAGAAGUGAUCAACAUUUUCCAAUGUUUCACCAUUCAGUUGGAUUUGUGGCACUGCAGAGGGGUUAUUUUGUACUUGUUGGUGCAGCACUUUGGUUUUUUGGAUGUUGAGUGAUAGGCCAAGCUUUUCAUAAGCUUCUGCAAAGAUAUUUAGGAUGGUUUGGAGGUCAUCCUCUGAGUGUGCGCACACUACAUUGUCAUCAGCAUACUGAGGCUAUAUGACGGAAGUUACGGUAACCUCAAAGGUAAAGGGACCCCUGACCAUUAGGUCCGGUCGUGGCCGACUCCAGGGUUGCAGCGCUCAUCUCGCUUUAUUGGCCGAGGGAGCUGGCAUACAGCUUCCGGGUCAUGUGGCCAGUAGGACUAAGCCGCUUCUGGUGAACCAGAGAAGCGCACGGAAAUGCCGUUUACCUUCCCGCCGGAGCGGUACCUAUUUAUCUACUUGCACUUUGACGUGCUUUUGAACUGCUAGGUUGGCAGGAGCAGGGACCGAGCAACAGGAGCUCACCCUGUCGCGGGGAUUCGAACCUUCAACCUUCUGAUCGGCAAGUCCUAGGCUCUGUGGUUUAACCCACAGCGCCACCCACAUCCCUACGGUAACCUUACUCUUUGCUUUACCUGAACUUUCCAGGCUAAACAUACCCAGCUCCCUCAACCAUUUCUCAUAAGGCUUAGUUUCCAGACCCUUAACCAUCUUGGUUGCUCUCCUUUGCACACCUUCCAGCUUGUCAACAUCCUUCUUAAAUUGUGGCGCCCAGAAUUGGACACAGGACUCCAGGUGUCUGACUAAGGCAGAAUGGAGUUGUACUAUUACUUCCCUUGAUCUGGACACUAUACUUCUGUUAAUGCAAAAUCCUACCAUUUAUUAAUUUCUAGGGUUUAGGGGGAGUCCCCCCAAAAUCUGUAACACCAUCAUACCAGUGUUUCAUAUAACGCAUAUUACACCUGUGCUAAGAGACUUGUGCUGGUUGCUGGUUUGCUAUUGAGCCCCAUAUUGAGCGUUGCCAUUAGUAUAUAAAGCCUUAACAAUCUGGGACCAAUUUACCUGUGAGAUCACCUUACCAUAACUCUGAACUGCUUCAAUAUGCAGAAUUGGCCCAGUUCUGCAAUUGUAAGAACUUGAUAUUCUGGCAGCUGCACUUUGGAACUCCCUGCCUGUUGACGUCAGUCAGGUGCCUUCCCUGUACUCUUUUGCUGCCUGCUACAAACAUAUUUGUUUAGGUAAGCCGUCCCAGACAUGGAGAAAGAGGCUGAAAAUAAUGGUGAGGAUGCCUGCUUGAGAUCAAGAGGCAGGGAGUUCCAGGUGCCGCCACACUAAAUAUCAAGUUCUUACAAAUGUGGAACGGGUGUUUUGCAGCAUCUACAUUGGUGUCAUCAAAAAUAUUCAGUACUUUGAGAUAGUUCUUGUGCAGCUGUGCUCCUUUGCAUCCGUCUUGCCAAACACAAGGUGGUUCUUUUAAAAAAGGAGAUUCAGAAGCAAUGCAAAACACAAGUGAGUGGGAAGAAGAAGGUAAAGGUAAAGGUACCCCUGCCCAUACGGGCCAGUCUUGACAGACUCUAGGGUUGUGCGCUCAUCUCACUCUAGAGGCCGGGAGCCAGCGCUGUCCGCAGACACUUCUGGGUCACGUGGCCAGUGUGACGAAACUGCUCUGGCGAGCCAGCACCAGAGCAGCACACGGAACGCCGUUUACCUUCCAGUUAGAAAGCGGUACCUAUUUAUCUACUUGCACUUAAUUGUGCUUUCAAACUGCUAGGUGGGCAGGAGCUGGGACCGAACGACGGGAGCUCACCCCGCCGCGGGGAUUCGAACCGCCGACCAUGCGAUCGGCAAGUCCUAGGCGCUGAGGUUUUACCCACAGCGCCACCCGCGUCCCUCAGGGAAGAAGAAGAUUGUAUUUCAAAACAGCAAGCAAUAUAUACAUACCAAGCAGGCACUUCUACCUGCCAUUUGGAAGCCCUCAAGAAGCGGCCAAGUGACUCCCCCUGGUAGCUUCAGUUUGCACAGCCCUGCGGCCGAUCAGUCCGUGCAGGAGCUUCUGAAAAACUCUGCCCAAACCAUCCGAUUUUAUAGAUAGCCACUCACUUUCCCACAAUGAUUUCCAACAUCAAAGAAACUUUCCAGAACUACUGCACCCUCCACAGGUGAUUAAGGCAUUGGGGGGAGCCUUCACCUUCUCCCAACUGAUUAGGACAUUAAAGACUGUUCUCACAUCAUCAAAGAACUUAACAAGAGCGAGGGAGGGGGAAGGAACAGAGGCAGGAAGGGCUCUGUGUUAGAUCACUGACUCUCAGAAACAUUUUUUCGUCUACCAGGUGCAUUUCUCAUACAGCAUCGUUUUAAGUACCUUUCCCCCCUUUCUCCUCCAGGUAACGCAGAUGACCUUCGCACGCACCUUGGGCCUACAGAGGAUGCUUUGGCCAAUUUCUCUGGCUCUUUUGGCCUCUUGCGUGCAGACAGCCAUGGGAGCGGAUGGAGGCUUGAAGGUCCAAGUGACCCAGAAGGGGCUGAAUUAUGGUGCGUGACUUCAAGGCAAUCUCCGUACUUGGCCUUGAGCAAAACGGAAGGGGGAGAUUAAAAAGAGAGAGAGUCUCCCAGAAAUGCUCAAAUUGAGAACUUGUUGGUGCAGAAAGUACUUUUAAAAAUGUGAUGUUUGCAUUAAGGCAGUGGUUCCCAAAGGGGGGGUGGUCCUACCCGCCUGGGGGGCAGGAUUACCUAGGGAGACCCUCAGAGGCAAGGCAGUGGAGUGGGGGCGCAAGAGGUGCAAACAACAGUCAGACUUUUAAAAGCUGCUACCAUUGGAUCAAGUUCAUCAAUUCUGUCAAAUUAAUUAAACUUAAAUAGUUUUAAUUGAAUAAAUGUGCAGUUAAUUGUUACUGCUUUGAAGUUUAUUGGGCUAUUAUCUUCCUUAGUGGGCCAUGCAAACCGCUAUUCUGAAACAAAAUAGGUUUUUUAUAGGGUACGGCAGUGCUUUUUUUAAAAAUAAAUGUUUAGGGGUACUCUCAUUUUGACUCAAGAAAAUCACCGUUUUAUAGUUCAAGUUGGGGAAAAUAAAUACAGGAAAUAGACAAAAGUACAAAGAUUAACAAAAUGUUUAGGGGUAUGCGCAUAGCUGUCGACUUUUCCCUUUUCUUGCAAGGAAUCCUACUCGGAAUAAGGGAAUUUCCCUUUAAAAAAGGGAAACGUUGACAGCUAUGGGUAUGUGUCCCCCCAGAAAAAAAGGCACUGGGGUUGGGGGGGUGGCCCAAAAAAGUUUGGGAACCAUUGGAUUUUCCUGUGGGGCAAGGGCUGUCAGUCCAGGAGAACCUCAGAACCUAAGAUCUCAGGGCCCAAAGCUGAGCUCCAAGGGCGACCCCUUGUGAUGUCAUGAAGGGUGAGUCCUGAGGAUUCUUCCCAACACUGAGCACUGGAGAGGGAGGUUAAUUGGGAGAGACAAGGAAGGCAGACCUCUCUGAUUCUGCCCUUUUCCCCCUCUUUACAGCAAAGGAACUUGGAAUCGAGAUAUUGAAGUCAGCGCUGAAGAAGGAAACGUUCCACAACAUAAAUGGUUCUUACACUGUUCCGCUUGCUGGGAAAGUGUCGUAUUCUGUAUCUGGGUAAGCGAGAGUUUGUGGCUCCCCACCUCCCCUCUUCUUGGCUCCGGACCACCAGAGUGGUCCGGAGUACCUCAGGUUGAGAACAGUUUCAGGUUAAGAACGGACCUCCAGAACGAAUUAAGUUCUUAACCCGAGGUACCACUGUACUAAUACUAAUACUAAUUGGAAGUUGGAAAGCGUAAUGCUGGUGGUCACCAAAGAGGUUUAAAGACUGCCUUAAGGCAAGUUUUUUAAAAUGUAGUAUAAACACCAACAAUUGGGAAACACUUGCCUGCUAGUGCUCCAGUUGGAGGACAGCCUUUUACCAAAGGUGUCAUGGGCUUUGAAGACACUCAAACUCAGGAUGCAAGGGAGAAACGUGCUAAGAGGAAGGCACGCUUGGCAAAUCCACACUGUGAUCAACUCCUGCCCGAAAACCAAUGUCCCCAUUGUGGAAGGACAUGUGGAUCCAGAAUUGGCCUCCACAGUCACUUAUGGACUCAUUGUUAAAACCGUGUUUAUGGAAGACAAUCUUACUCGUCUACGAGGGAUCGCCAAAGAAGAAAACUAAUACUAAUACUAAUAGUCUGGCUUUGGUAUAAGGCAGCUGCCUGUGUUCCUUUGCCCACACCAGCCCAAGGAAGUGUUCAUGAUAUAGGAUAAUAAUAUAUUAAGGAUAGAAUAACAAAUAAAGUGAAGAAUGUAACAAUAACAAAAAUAAUAGUAGGUAAAGAAGAUCGCACACAGGUGGGGGGGGAGGGAGGUGAAGGGUUUAAUUGAAAUUGUUAAAAAUUGGUAUAGGAUUUAAGAGAUUUAAUUUUUUAUAAAGAUUCUAUAAGGAAAGCAGAAAGCAGCAAGAAAUAUCAAGUAAAGGUAUCGCGAGGAGAUCAGUGUAAAUGAAAACAUGAGACUUAUGGUUUUGUUACAUAUGAUUUUAUUCUGGAGUUGUUUGUUGUAAAGAAUGUAUAUUACGUGAAUAAAAUAAUAAAGGAUUUGGAAAUUUUAAAAAAAGGAAAUGGAAAUGUUCAGCAGGAACAUGUCUCUCUGUUCUACUUUUUAGGGUACAGGUCACUGAAUUCCAGGUGAACCAGGCAGGUGCUGAGUUUGCUGCCGGGACGGGUGUCGACCUUUCCGUCCAAGAUGCCAAAGUCUUGAUGAGCGGUAACUGGAAGUUGGCAUCCUUUUUAGGGUAAGAACUGCCUGCUGUCAAGGAGCAGUCUUCCACUGCCUCCUGCAGUUUGGUCAAACUCAUGCUGGUAGCUUCGAGAACACUGUCCCACCAUCUCGUCCUCUGUCGUCCCCUUCUCCUUGUGCCCUCCAUCUUUCCCAACAUCAGGGUCUUUUCCAGGGAGUCUUCUCUUCUCAUGAGGUGGCCAAAGUCUUGGAGCCUCAGCUUCAGGAUCUGUCCUUCCAGUGAGCACUCAGGGCUGAUUUCCUUCAGAAUCGAGAGGUUUGAUCUUCUUGCGGUCCAUGGGACCCUCAAGAGUCUCCUUCAGCACCCUACAAUUACACCAACUGAAAUACCGACAAUACAAAAAUGCAAGGAUAAAUGCUACACUUAUGUGACUUCCCUCCACCAGUGUUCGUCAUUUUUUAAUAUUCUUAUUUAGAUUGCAAUUUGUAACUCUCAUCCUUAGUAUUAUUUCUUAGUUCUGGGAACUGUAGCUCUGUGAGGCGCAAACUCCAUUUCCCAGGAUUCUUUAGGGGGAAGCUGUGUGCUUUUGUGUGUUUGCAGCUGCCCUGGCUGAAAAAAACAUUCAGUUGCUGGUCCAGUCAAUGUCUCUACCUGGAAAUGGAAGGGGUGGCCAUCUUUUCCUUCACAUCAGGACGCACAUCACAUCCCUCUUGCAGGCUUUCUGGCUGGGCAUUGUGCUCCAUCUACCUGGGGGACAGAGCCAGCCCAGACACCCUUUCAGUUUCUGCAUCCCAUCUUCAGGAGGCUAUCCUGGCUGUACACCAUCACUGUUCUCCUUGCCUCGUUCCAAUGCAAUGACUGCAUCUUUCCCCUACAGAGAUGACAGUGGCACUGUUGACAUCAACAUCGACCGUCUCACCAUCUCUACUGUUAUGGGAGUGGACAGGGGCGAUGAAGGACGGCUUCGGGUGUGGUAUGAAAGCUGCCGUUCUGCCAUGGGGGACUUCAGGUUGAAAUUCUACGGGGGAACCAGGUACCUCUAAUUCCUUAUUUUCCUAGACACUGAAAGGCAAAGGGCUACAGCUCAGUGAGAGAGCACCUCCUUUGCGUGUAGAAGGUCCUGGUUCAGUCUCCAGCAUCUUCAGGUAUUGGUGGCAUAGACACCUGCUUGAAACCCUAGAGAGCCAUGACUGAGCUAAUGGACCAUUUUUUAAAGAAGAGCUUUUAACUUGGGUGAGUUAGAUUGAAAUGAUCACUUACAGUUUCUGGAGUUCAAAGGCUUUAUUCAUGCAGGAGCAGAUUUAUCUUGGUAGGAACUAUUUACAGGAUCGGUAGAGAUGAAAAGAGAGAAAAUGGAUCAGCUUUUAGGGGUGGAGUUAGCUUAAAAAGAGAGGCUACAAACAAGUGCUGGCUAUAUUGCUAAACAAACAGUGCCCUCAUGUGGUUUAAAGUAACACAUUGCCGCUGUUGGAAUAGCUCAGUCAGUAGAGCAUGAGGCUCAUAAACCAAAAUCUAAUCUCUCUUCCCUACCCAAAGCUUGGACGAUGUCCCACAGAGAAGGGGCACCUCUCUUGCUUAAGGCACUGCAAAGCCCCUCCUCUAGGUUGGAAGAACAGCAGUGUUAGAUUAGCCAUCAUACUGACAUUUGCUGCUUCUUUCUCCCACAGCUGGCUGUACAACAUUGCAGCGUCUGCUCUCAGGGACAUGCUGAAGUCAGAAGUCAAUCAACAAGUAAGAUUUUUGAACUUCUUAGUUGAAGGACAAAAGCUGGACCUUAUUACAGCUGCCCGUCUCCAUUGCCCUGCCCUGCUCUGCGUGUGAAGCCCUGGUACAUUAAAUCAGAGACAGGGAAACUGUAGCCCUGUGCAGGCAGUUGGACUACAAUGCCCAUCAUCCCUGAGCAUUGGCCAUGCUGGCUGCAGGGGCUGAUGGGAGUUGGAGUCCCUCAACAUCUGGGAGAGCCACAGGAUCCUUUGCCCCCAGCAUUAAAUGCAUAUGUUUGUGGUGGAGCAAUCACCUAGUCCCAGAGUGGAAUAAUAAUAUAAUAAUGCCACUCUGGGCAGCUCCCAAUCGAAUAUUAAAAACACAAUCAAGCAUCAAACAUUAAAAACUUUCCUAAACAGGGCUGCCUUCAGAUGUCUUCUAAAGGUCAUACGGUUGUUUAUGUCCUUGACAUCUGAAGGGAAGAUGUUCCACAGGGCAGGUGCCACUACCGAGAAGGCCUUCUGCCUGGUUCCCUGUAACCUCAUUUCUUGCAGUGAGGGAACCGCCAGAAGGCCCUCAGAGCUGGACCUCAGUGUCCAGGCUGAACGAUGGGGGUGGAGACACUCCUUCAGGUAUACAGGACCGAGGCCGUUUAGGGCUUUAAAGGUCAGCACCAACACUUUGAAUUGUGCUUGGAAACGUACUGGGAGCCAAUGCAGGUCUUUCAAGACCGGUGUUAUAUGGUCCUGGCAGCCGCUCCCAUUCACCAGUCUAGCUGCCGCAUUCUGGAUUAGUUGUAGUUUCCAGUCACCUUCAAAGGUAGCCCCACGUAGAGAGCAUUGCAGUAGUCCAAGCAGGAAAUGAUGAUGAUGAUGAUGAUGAUGAUAAUGAUGAUGAUUUAUUUAUACUCCACCCAUCUGGCUGGGUUUCCCCAGCCACUCUGGGCUGCUUCCACCAGAAUAUUAAAAUACAGUAGUCUAUUAAACAUUAAAAGCUUCCCUAAACAGGGCUGCCUUCAGAUGUCUUCUAAAACUAGAGCAUGCACUACUCUGGCGAGACCGUCUGCGGUAGAGCAUCUGUUCUUCGUGCAGAAGGCUACAGGUUCAAUCCCCGGGGAGAUCCCGAACUGUUUGAAAUUAUGGAGAGCUGCUGCCAGUUAGUGUAGGCCGUAUUCAUCUGGAUACACCAAUAGUCAGACUCACUUCCUACCUUCCUAAGUGUCCCCCCUUUCAGCUGGUUCCAGUUUCCCCUCUCCCUUUGUGAUGGGAAGAGAACUCCAGGUGACAUUCACUGUGCAUCCCUCUGAAUGUUACGGGCUUUCUCCCCUUCCAGCUCUGUUCAGAGGUCAAGAAAGGAAUCGAUAAGAUUGCAGAAAUCCUGAAAACCAUGAAUGGUAAGCACCUUGUAUGCCUGGAGCUACCAGGUCAAAAUCACCCUUCUGGGAAUAAUUUCUGGCACACUGGUCUGCACCUUGCUAAACAUUGGCUUUCUCCGUGUCCUUUUCCAGUCUCGGCCCAGUUGGACCCCAUUGCAGGGAUAGACUAUUCCUUGGUGGAAAAGCCCAUGAUUGAUGUGGAUCGAUGCAAUGUGGACCUGAAGGUAAUGAUAACCUUGCAGGGAUGGAGGCAGCAGGGAUCCAGCAGAUCAUUUCAGAUUGUCUGUGGAUCUGCGAAGCCUUUUUUCAAACCUCUCCGUCCCAGCCUUCUGGUGAAGCCUGGUCCCCAAGUAGGUAGAGCUUUGUAGCACUGUGAGAAUAAAUAGCUGUUUCUCUUUCUGUGCGGCCUUCCCAAGGUGGAAUGGGAAGCAAUUGCCAGAGCAGUUGUCCAAAACAAGAGAGACUGGAAAGGUGGUUUGAUGGAGAUGGAUUGAGAAUUCAAUGGGUAAAUUUAAAUUUUAACCUCCUGUGUGUGAGAAAUAUGAGAGUAAAUAGGCCGUGAAGCCCUUUUAGCAGAAUAAAAACACUUGCACACUUUUGCAGCCUACUGGAAGCUAGGAAUUAGGCAGUUACACCUUUAUCGCUGUUUGCUUGUGAUCUGCUGCCCUUUCCAUUCUUUAUCCCCGCUGCUAAGAAUAAACCACACAUUUUAGUAAAAGCGAAAAGGUUUACUUACAUUUCAACGCAGGCAGCAAAUACUUCUAAGUAGUAUUUGUCAGUUUGCAUUUCCGCGCGCUGCUCUGGUUCGCCAGAAGUGGCUUAGUCAUGCUGGGCACAUGACCCGGAAGCUGUACACCGGCUCCCUCAGCCAAUAAAGUGAGAUGAGCGCCGCAACCCCAGAGUCGGCCACGACUGGACCUAAUGGUCAGGGGUCCCUUUACCUUUAUGUCACAUGUCCACCACAUGUAGAAGAAACUGCCUUCUUUCACCCCACACUUCCAAUAGGUUUCAUACCUGGGAUCUGCCUACAAAUUCUUCCUUCUUUCUGAGUAUUAACGGAAAAUCCGAGGGCUCCCUUGAACAAAAACAAAGACACCAACUAGGAUAACUUGGAGCAAAACAGCAGCCUGUAGGCUUGGCCUUUAUUGAAUACUGUCCCACCCGCAACAAGAUGAAGCAAAAUGGAAGCCCAGAACAAAAGAAGACCCCCAACUUUAAUUAGUUACUAAUCCUCCAAACUACACCCCUAAGACUACAUCACAACUACAUCACAAAAAGGAGGGGUUGAGGGAGGAGUUGGUGGUAACCUGAGUGUCCUGUCACCUGGCUGGUUCCCCCUUUCCCCCUCCCCAUGAGUCACUUCCAGGAGACAAAGGGGAGUUGGCAGUUUCCUGCCCCCAGAGGGAAGAGCUGGUCAUUGUCCUUUGUUCCAGUCCUGCUGAAUCCACUCCUAUAUGCAAGUUCUUUGUGAUCUUGAUGGUCUUCUGUCUAGGACCAUCAGGGUUGGCAUAGCAACUGGGCAGGGUUCCUGUGUAUGUGCUGGUAUGCUCAAGGGAUUAUGGCUGUCCUGUAUCAAACCUUCCCCAUUUUGUAGUCCUUCCUUCAUGGGGUAAAAUGAAAGCGGAACGGUGCAGAUCCGAUGUAUGGUUGAUUUUCUAUGAAUUUAUAACAGAAGCGUAGCGUAUGUAGUGUGAGUGUGAGUGUGUGUGAAGUUUGUACAAACUGAAUGAUUGGGGGGGGGGUUCCUGUGACAUGAGGCAGGUGGCAAUCUGUGGAGCUCCCUCCACAAGUUGACCAUCUUCCCUCCUCUUCUCUCCUAGGGUCAGUUCUACACGGUGGGAAAGACCCUCCACAGCGGCCCCUUCCAGCCUGCCCCCUUCCUCUUACCCAACCAGACAGACUCCAUGAUCCUCCUGGGCAUCUCUGAACUCGUCGCCAACUCAGCUGCCUUUGUGUACUACACUGCAGGGGCGCUCAGGGUGAACUACACGGAUGCCAUGGUAAGGAGGUGUGGAUGUGCACAGGGCCUGUCAAGGCCAUGAGGCCCAGGUACACGGUCCCAGGUUCGAAUCCUGGCGUCACUAGUUGAUAGGCUACGAGGCUGAAAAGUCCCCAGUCCAAAUCCUUGGAGACAGAGGCGGAGCUAGCUGCUCCGGCACCCGGAGCAGCGCACGGGGGCACGGCUAGCUGCCUGGGGGCGGGGCUAGCAGGGGCGGUGCCAGCGUAUCAGGGCGGUGCCACCCACAGCGAGUGGUAAGGACCCACAUACCUACGGGACUGCCUCUCCUGGUAUGCCCCGCGGAGGACCUUAAUGUCCACAAAUGACAACAUUUUGGAGGUCCAAGGUCGCAAGAAAGUUAAUUGGUCUCAACUAGGGCCAGGGCCUUUUCAGUACUGGCCCCGAUGUGGUGGAACGCUCUGUCCCAAGAGACCAGGGCCCUGCGGGACUUGACAUCUUUCUGCAAGGCCUGCAAGACAGAGCUGUUCUGCCUGGCCUUUGGUUUGGACUCAGUCUGACCCUUAUGUUGCCCUCUCCUUAUGGUUUUGAUCUAUGGGCUACUAUUAAAAUGAGGCUGCAUUUUAAAUUGUAUUUUUAACCUGUAUUUUAAAUUGGUCCCCCCCCCCCUUAUUAUGUUUUUAUUGUAAUUUUACUGGUGUUAGCCGCCCUGGCCAGGGAGGGCAGGGUAUAAAUAAAUUAUUAUUAUUAUUAUUAUUAUUAUUAAGCGUCCCAGGGAGGUGAUCGGCACAGCAAUCAGCGCCCAUUGGGGGUGAUCAGUGCAGCAAUUGGCACUCAGGGGGGUGAUUGGUGUGGCGACUGGCGCCCAGGGGGGGCAGUGUGAUGAUCUGCCAUGGGGGGGGUUGUCCCCCUCCUCCCCCGGAUGACACUCGGGGUGGGCCACCCCCUCCCCCCCUUCCUACGUCCCUGCUUAGAGAGCUGCUAUGAGUGUAGACAAUCAGUUAUACAGACACACAGACAUAGAGGGUCAAAGGUAAAAGUAAACUCUCUCGCAUUGUUUCAUAUAUGUUUUUAUUGCAUUGUGAAAGCUCUUUGAGAUGCUUCAUAUGAAGCGCUCCGUAAAUUAAUUAUAAUUAUUAAUUCUGAGCUAGAUGGACUGAUGUCCUGACUGGGCAAGAGGCAACUUCUCAGGGUCUGAUGGGUCUUGACUUAUUUGCCAUAUUUCAAAAAGUAAAAUUCCUGACUCCCGCAAAAAUGUGUGAGCUUUUUUUUUAGGAAACCAGCUUUUUUGGGGGAACAAGCCCAAAUUCCCCCCAGAUAGUGAUUUUAAGCUUUUGGAGCUGUUUCGGGUGCUUUUUCCAUCGCAUUGCCAGGUUUUCACUGACAUUUUGCCUAUUCAGCUAAAUUCCCCCCGGACACCAUGCUUACACCCAAAAACCAGGACAUGUCAGGAAUUUUCCCGAUGUACGGCAAGCCGAUCCUUGCCUGAACCCCUCUUAGGGCUGAUUCAAACCUCUGAAGGUGUGGCUCUACUAUGGAACGAAUGAAGCUUCUAACUCCCGCAACCAUAACUUGAAACUAAUAAGGCAUAGAAAAUGUUUAUUCACACCAGUGACUAUGGCAUGUGAGAUAAUCCGGUACAGCAAUUUUAAUCAAAAUAAGAGGUGGUGUAGUUAAUUUUUUUUAAAAAAAUCUGGUGAUCUGUCAUGGAACAGCCCCACGGAAGAUGAUAGCAAUGGUUGCCCAGACCUUGUAGCUGGUUGCAAAGGCCCCCCCAAAAUGUAGCUCUGCCAUUGCACCUCCGACUGUCCCCCCUUCUCCUGGAGAAAUGUGAUAUUUAGCCCUGAACAAAUGGCAGUUGGGUUUUCCGUGGAUGGCUGUUUGUUCCAGUUUAGCACUAAAGAGCAGCUCAUCCAAGUGAGAACUGUGGGGCAAAGGCAAGAUCGCACAUACCUGGUCCUAGACAACACAGGACAAGCGGAAAACCUUUCUAGGCCCAGGACAAGAAGAAGUGUGGGUGGUCCCUGAUCUCCAAAGAUUACGGAGAGCAAAUCCAGUGCGUCAGCCUGGAAACUGGGGCUGUCCCAAUCGAACAUUCACACGCGUUGUCGUUUCAGGUUCCCAAAAGUUUGCCUUUGCGUCUGAACACCAAGAAUGUGGGGAUAUUUGUACCAGAGGUGAGUUCAGUCUUGUGAAGGUGGGGGAAUUAUUGCCAGGGGUGGGGAGGAACAGAGGGCAAUGUGAUUGCCCCACCCAGCCACAAGAGCCAAAUGUAAAGCUGAAAAUCUCUUGUGAAAUCCUUUCUCUCGUGAAAUAUUCUCUCUUUUGGAGCAAUGGGUCACAAAAAGGUUUUGUUUGUUGUGUCGUAGAAUCAUAGAAUUGCAGAGUUGAUCACAAAGGUCUCUUAGUCAAACCCCCUGCAGCACAGGAAUCACAGCCAAAGUUGAUGCUGCAUAAAAUUUUCAUGUCCUAGGUGCACGGGCAUCAUUUAAAUGGCCCAUGAGCUGCCCCCGAACCGAGCCACCCGCUCGGCGAGUCCCCGUGCACUGCGCUAAACUGGCGCAGCGCGGAGCGGAGACUCGCUUCCGCUGCAGUGGAAAUUGCGUCUGCGCAGACCCACGGAGCGAUUUCCGCGGGAGUGAAGCAGCCCAGGCGAGGUAAAUCUUGCCAACCCCUGCUGUAGGCUGGGGAUUAAUAUACACAGAACAAUAAUUAUACAUACUUUAUCAACCUUCUGAGAAAAAUACAAAACAUAAACAAAGCCACAGAGACUUGAGAACUACUCAACCUAAAAUGAACUUAUAACUACAACUUCAUUAACAUCUGUCUACAACUCCAUUAGCAUCUCUCGGUACUGUGAAUAACACCAAACUUACCUUUUGUUGGUAUCUUCAUGAACUUAUCUAAAAGAUGGAGUUAAGCCUUUGAAAAAUCUAUUGAAACCAGACAUUAUAAGUUCAUCUUAGGCUGGGUAGUUCGCAAGUCUCUGUGGCUUUGUUUAUGUUUUGUAUUUUUCUCAGAAGGUUGAUAAAGAAUGUAUAAAUAUUGUUCUGUGUAUAUAAUCGCCAACGUGUUGCGUGAGUCACACUACUCAUAUCAGCAGUACAGUUUGCAUUUUUCUAGCAUAACCCCUGCUGUAGGGGCAAUCUUUUCCGGAAGAUAUUUGUAUUUCGAGGAGUUUAGUGAUCUGACAUGGUCAUUUCUUCCUGCCUCUGUUUACUUCCCCUCUCUAUCUCUUGUUCUGCUCUUUGACGGCUGUGAACAGCCUUUAAUUUGUUGGAAGGAAGUGAUGAUGCAGGGUACCUUCUGACCUCCUUUGAUGUUAGACAUUGUUUGGAGGAACGUGCGGUAUUGGAAGAGGGGGCUAGCUAAUUAAUAAUCUGCACUAGCUAGCUACGCUUGGUAUGUAUAUACAGUGGUACCUCGGAUUACAUACGCUUCAGGUUACAUACGCUUCAGGUUACAUACGCUUCAGGUUACAGAUGCUUCAGGUUACAGACUCCACUAACCCAGAAAUAGUACCUCGGGUUAAGAACUUUGCUUCAGGAUGAGAACAGAAAUCGUGCUCCGGCGGUGCGGCAGCAGCAGGAGGCCCCAUUAGCUAAAGUGGUGCUUCAGGUUAAGAACAGUUUCAGGUUAAGAACGGACCUCCGGAAUGAAUUAAGUACUUAACCCAAGGUACCACUGUAUUGCUUGCUGUUUAGAAAUAAAAUCUUCUUCUUCCCGCUCACUUGUGUUUUGCAUUGCUUCUGAAUCUCCUUUUAUCUUGCAUUUGGCAAGACGGGUGCAAAGGAGCACAGCUGCACAAGAACAAUCUCAAAGUACUGAAUAUUUUUGAUGACACCAAUGUAGAUGCCGCAAAACCCCCGUUCCACAUUUGUAAGAACUUGAUCAUUUAGUGUGGCGGCACCUGGAACUCCCUGCCUCUUGAUCUCAAGCAGGCAUCCUCACUGAAUCUCAUUAAAAGAACCACCUUGCAUUUAGCAAGACGCACCCACCCCGUAAUGAUUCUCAUGUGGAAGCACCCCCGGGCGCAGAAAUAUUGAUCUCUCCCCGUGCCACUGACCCAAUCAUAAUGAAACACCCGUUCCAUCGCAGCGCCUCUCUUUUCUCCCCUCCGCAGCUGAACGAGCGCUUUCCAAAUAUGCCCAUGGAGUUCCACCUGGCUGCCCAAAAGGAACCUGAGAUACGCUUCCAGCCCACCGGGAUGGAGGUCACGCUCUUUGCGUCUGCAGAGGCCUUCGUCAUCCUCCCAAACGCCAGCCUGGCCUCCGUGUUCCUGCUGAAUAUUGUAAGCAUCGUUAACAGGUGGGGUUGGUGGAGGAACGGAGAUCCCUGUCCUUCUAUGAGGUGGUGGUGAGAGGCUGCAAUGUGAACCGUCUUAAAGGACGAGUGUGUUGGGAGGUGUGCCUCAACAGGUCUUCUGCUGCUACUAGCGCAGCAAAACAGUGCCUGUGUCGCACAGGGUUGGACUAGAUGACCCUAGGGUCCCUCCAGCUCUACAAUUUUAUAAGUGUGCUUUUGGGAGCUGUAAGGGGAGGCUGACCCUGCUUUCUUACUUAAAGCUAGCCCAGAGAGUGAUCUUGCCUGUCGGCUUCUUCCCUCCCCGGCUCAGGGUGGAUGGGGACGAAGCCCGAACAUGUCGGCCCUCGCUGCCGUUGGCUCUGGCUUCCUCCAUUGUUGGUUUAGCGCCACCUGCUGUUUGGCUCCCAACCUUCUGCCCUACCUGAAGUGAAGGACAUGAGGCAGGAGUUGAUAAUGCAGGUGAGCUGUGCACAAGCAAGCUGCUGGCUAGCUCUGUGAAGGUUCCUUUUAUUGGCACAAUAUGCAAACCCAGGUAGAUACAUUUUGGGCUGUGACCUUUAUGCAUCUUUCAGUCCCGAGAUCGUGGGGUGGUACAAAGUUACUUUGGCACCUGUUUCCACCGCGUCAUUUUCCCCUUGCACAAUGUAUGACGAAAGAGACAAAGGUCUCAGAGACAAAGGUCACAGACAGGACAUGGCAGACUAGUGAGACCGCAAAAGGUUAGACAGAGGGCAAGAUGUUCAGACAGCUGUGGCCUUAUCUGUGAGGGGGAGUGUGCUCCACACCCCAAGGUCACGCGUGCAGACAGCUGAGCCUGUCCGCAGGCGGAAGUGUGCUCUGUUACUUUCUGUUUGCAACUGAGCAGCUGCUUAGAGUCACAAGGCUCUGUUUACAUUCCCGAGACAGUCCAGGCUAUUGGAAGUCUCACGGGAGAAGGGAGACGGAUGUGGCGUACUGGUUUCUCUGUUCCUUUGUUCUUUGGUUCAGUUGCUCUCUGCUGUUACAGGGAGAGGAUGUAUAUUUCUUUGCUGUCUGCGUAGCUUAGAAAUAAAGCAUAGCAUGUAGCCAUAAAUCUCAUCACUUCCGCAUGCUGUUUUGGAUUCUCUGCUGAAUGGGGGAACGUGCCUUGGAGCCUCAUCAAAGGCUCAGGCCAUUAAUUAUUCGUCGGGAGGGCGAUUCUAGAAGAUGAGCUUUAUCAGCUUGGCCAAGUGGAGAUCCCGACAUGCUCCACAACCCAGCGAUCAUUCCUACAUACCAUUCCUCGAUGCUCACAGGAAGCAUGAACGGCCUUAGAUGCAUCACCCAACCCAGACUCUGCUCAUACUCUUCUGGCUAUUCUCUCACUUUGGCUUACAGGACGCCAACCUCACGGGACAACCCCUUCUUAAGCCUGGGAAGUCUGGGAAGUCCCUUGGCUAUGCCGGGGCUUCUGUGGCCCUGAAAAAGUGAGUAUCGCUCCUCUUCUAUGGCUCCAGGGUCUUCCUCUUAUUCCGCACUCCCCUUCCCCAAUCCCCAGGAUUAGCACAGGAUUCCCGCCUGCUGUUCUCUCACCUUUAAUGUGGGCCUCCGUGCAAUUAUUAUUAUUAUUAUUAUUAUUAUUAUUAUUAUUAUUAUUGCACGGGCCUCGGUCCAAUAUACCUGAUGGAGCAUCUCCACCUCCAUCAUUCUGCCCAGACACUGAGGUCCAGCGCCAGGGCCUUCAGGCGGUUCCCUCAUUGCGAGAAGCCAAGUUACAGGGAACCAGGCAGAGGGCCUUCUCGGUGGUGGCACCCGCCCUGUGGAACGCCCUCCCACCAGAUGUCAAAGAGAAAAAUAACCACCAAACUUUUAGAAGACAUCUAAAGGCAGCCCUGUUUAGGGAAGCUUUUAAUGUUUAAUAGGUUAUUGUAUUUUAGUGUUUUGUUGGAAGCCACCCAGAGUGGCUGGGGAAACCCAGCCAGAUGGGCGGGGUAUAAAUAAUAUAUUAUUAUUAUUAUUAUUAUUAUUAUUAUUAUUAAUUGCCCCUGCCCAUCACCACCUGCUUUGCAUGCAGAAAGCUCCAAGUUCGGUCCCUGGCAUUGCUGGGUGCAGAUGGAAGGACUUGGGAGACGGGAGUUUAAAUCCCAACUUGGCCAUUAAGCUCAUUGGGUGACCUGAGGGGCCAGUCACUGGCUGUCAGCCUAACCUACCUCACAGGGCUGUUGGGAGGAUUAAAUGAGAACAAUGCAUAUACCCCCUUGAGCUUAACCGGAGGGAAAAGGUGGGAUAUAAGAAAUGGAAUGAAGAAGCAAAUGUUCCCGAGAGCAUAAAACAGGAGUCAGCAAACUUACCGUACCUCGGGCCGGUGUCUCCAGCGCCGAUCGUGCGGCGGGCCGGAGGGUGGGGGAGUGUGUGCCCAUAUGUGUGCGCACAUGCUAUUUCCGGCUCACUUCCGGGUCGGAGGAGCACCGGAAAUAGGUUGUGCGCAUGUGCAGGGGCCUCCUCCGACCCAGAUGUGCACCAGAAAGAAUGCUUGCACAUGCACAAAUAAUGCUUGCGCAUGUGCACAAGCUAUUUCCGGUGCUCCUCCGACCCGGAAGUGGGCAGCCGCGCAGUGCAGCACCGGUAAGAGUGGGCGGUGGCGGCGGGUGGCUGGUGUUGCUGUGGGCCGGAUAAACGAGUCCCUCGGGCCUUAUCUGGCCCGUGGGCCUUAGUUUGGGGACCCCUGGCAUAAAUGAACCCCGACUUGGUGCUUUCUCAUCCUUCUGUGUACCCUGCAGGUUGCGCCUGUCCAAGGAAUGGUCCAAGGUUGGCGAGAUCAGGGUGAGUAUAGAGGAGGAGCUCAGGAGGAUGAAGGAAUGGGUGGGGCUUGGAAUCUGGAGACUGGGAUUGUGAGAUGCACCUAGCUGUGCACAUUAGGGUGGUUCAUAAAAAACUUUUUUUUGAAAAUGCCUGCUCCAAAGGUCUUAUCUUACUACACUAGGGAUUAUAUAGCUAUACAGUCAUACCUCAUGUUACGUCCGCUUCAUGUUACGUCCUUUCAGGUUACGUCCCGCGGCGACCUGGAAGUACCAGAAAGGGUUACUUCCGGGUUUCUUCGCUCGCGCAUGCGCAGACGCGCAAAAUGACAUCAUGCGCAUGCGCAGAAGUGGUGAAUCGCAACCCGUGCGUGCACAGAUGCGCCGCUGCGGGUUGUGUUCUUUUCAUGUUGCGAAUGGGCCUCCGGAACGGAUCCCGUUCGCAACCAGAGGUACCACUGUAUCUGAAAUUUCGUGCAUAUCAGUGAAUAUCUUGACCGUCCUCCAUGAAAAUAGCUGUUUACUAGGGCCGUUUUCCUAUGUCGUGAAGGCUGAAAUUUCAAUUCAGUGGAGCAGGGUCAAGAUAUUAAUUGAUAUGCAUGAAAUUUCAGAUAUAUCUAUAUAAUCCCUAAUGUAGUAAGAGAAGACCUUUGGAGCACGCGUUAAAAAAAAAAAAGUGCACACACACUCUUCCCUCCUUAAAACCAGUGCUUUUUUUCUGGGGGGACACAGGGGUACGCAUACCCCUCAACUUUUUGUGAAUCUAAGUUUGGCCUCAUUGAGGGGCAGUAUUUCAAUAUGAGUAGGAAAAUAAGAAUACCCCUAAACAUUUUUUUUAGACUUUUUUUUUUAAGCACUGCUUAAAACUAUACGUCCGGGUUCUCAAAAGAGAUAGAGAUAGAUAGAUAGAUAGAUAGAUAGAUAGAUAGAUAGAUAGAUAGACAGAUAGACAGAUAGACAGAUAGACAGAUAGACAGAUAGACAGAUAGACAGAUAGACAGAUAGAUGAUAGAUAGAUAGAUAGGAAGGGGCAGACGUCUGGGGAAAACGAUUCCCUCCCCCCAUGUUUGUUUUAUUAUUUUUCCAAAUUAUUACAAAUCAAACCGAAUUAAUUUCAUUUAAUACAGUGGUACCUCUGGAUACGAACGGGAUCCGUCCCGGAGCCCCGUUUCUCAUCCAGAGCAGAACGCAACUCGCGUCUGCGCAUCUGCACGUGUGCAGGUUGUGAUUUCCCACUUCUGCGCAUGCGUGUGACAUCAUUAUGAGCAUCUGCACAUGCGCGAUCGGCGAAACCUGGAAGUAAUGCGUUCCAUUACUUCCGGGUCGCCACGGAGCGCAACCUGAAAAUGCUCAACCUGAAGCAACUUCAGCCCGAGGUAUGACUGUACAAUUCCUAAAAAUCAGGUUUCCCGCUCCUGUUCCAAACAUAUGACCACCAUCAUUUCCUCGCAUAGCCAAAUCAUUUUCUUUUAGAGUCCAGUUGACAUCCUUCACUUGCCGUCAAACCAUUCUUCCAGCUGGCUACUUUUUUCAUCUUACAAACAGCACCUCAGUUACAUCUUAUAAAAAAAAAUUCCCUUUCACAUGUGCAGUCCUUCAUGUACAUUGUUUUUCCAGGUGCAUGCAUUUUAUGAAAUAAUAGAAUAAAUAAAGUUUGCAUUGGUUUCCCGGCCUGCUUAGCCUCUGGCCCUGCCCAACACUGCCAUGUGGCCCCCAGAAGAAGAGAAUGUGGCUCUCGGGCUGAAAAGCUCCCUGCUUCCUGUAUGGUGACCCUACAUUUCUAGAUGUUUGAUUCCUCCACUUUUCAAACCCACUGUAUUUGUGCUACACAGGUGACUGUUUUGGAGACGCUGCUGAAGGCAGCCAGCAACUUGGGGAUGUCAAGGCUCAACAGUGAGUGCACAACAGUUUUCCUCUCCCGCUUCUGCUGGGGGUCCCCCUUCCUCUGCCACCUCCCACCUUAUUUGGGAUGGAGCAUCUGCUUUGCAUGCAAAAGAUCUCAUUUUCAGUCCCCUGGAAUCUCUUGCCUGAAGUUGUGGAGAGAUGCUGCCAGCCAGUGUCAACAGUACAGAGCUAAAUAAUAAUAAUAAAUAAUUUAUUAUUUAUACCCCGCCCAUCGGGACAUGGGUGGCGCUGUGGGUUAAACCACUGAGCCUAGGGCUUGCCGAUCAGAAGGUCGGCGGUUUGAAUCCCCGCAACGACGGGGUGAGCUCCCAUUGCUCGGUCCCUGCUCCUGCCAACCUAGCAGUUCGAAAGCACGUCAAAGUGCAAGUAGAUAAAUAGGUACCACUUUGGCAGAAAGGUAAACGGCGUUUCCGUGCGCUGCUCUGGUUCGCCAGUAGCGGCUUAGUCAUGCUGGCCACAUGACCCGGAAGCUGUACGCCGGCUCCCUCGGCCAAUAAAGCGAGAUGAGCGCCGCAAGCCCAGAGUCGUCCGCGACUGGACCUAACGGUCAGGGUUCCCUUUACCCCUUUACCUUUACCCCGCCCAUCUGGCUGGGUUUCCCCAGCCACUCUGCGCGGCUUCCAACAGAAUAUUAAAAUACAAUAGUCUAUUAAACAUUAAAAGCUUCCUUAAACAGGGCUGCCUUCAGAUGUUUUCUAAAAGUCUGGUAGUUGUUCUUCUCUUUGACAUCUGGUGGGAGGGCGUUCCACAGGGUAGGCGCCACCACCGAGAAGGCCCUCUGCCUGGUUCCCUGUAACUUGGCUUCUCACAGUGAGGGAACCGCCAGAAGGCCCUCGGCGCUGGACCUCAGUGUCCUGGCAGAACGAUGGGGGUGGAGACGCUCCUUCAGAUAUACUGGGCCGAGAUGGCCAAUGGCUCCUGACUUCGAAUAAGGCCACUUCUAUGGGCUUUAGAAUAGGAUCCCAUGAACCUUUUAAAUUCAUGGGAUCCUAUUUUUAGAUUCACAGCUAAAUAAUCCCUGGCAGGUGGCCAUUAAACCUCUGCUUAAAAGCCUCCAAGGAAGGGGAGUCUACUACCUUACAAGCCAUCGAUAGGCCUCUUCCCUUCCAUGAAUUUGUCCAAUUCCCUUUUAAAGCCAUUUAGGUUGGUGGCCACCACUGCCCCUUGCUGUUUACCUGGUGUUGGGCAUCUUGGGACAGCUAUGCCCUGAAAGGCAACGUUAAACUUUCAGCUAAACAAAUCGUUUGCAUUUCUGUAGAACGGCUGAAGCAAGCGAUUGCUCUUCCAAACUUAUACGGCUCCAGUUUACUGAACUCUACUGUCAUGACGAACAAGGUGAGUUCCUACUGGUGGGAGAGAUGUGGCGGCUUCACUUUGCUUGUGAACCAGACUUUGUCAACCCAGAAGAUAGGAGCAAUCAAUAAUAAUAAUAAUAAUAAUAAUAAUUGUACGCGGCCAUCUGGCUGGGUUUCCCCAGCCACUCUGGGCAGCUUCCAACAAAGAUUAAGAAUACAUUAAAAUGUCACACAUUAAAAACUUCCCUGAACAGGGCUGCCUUCAGAUGUCUUCUAAAAGUCAGAUACAGUGGUACCUCAGGUUAAGAACUUAAUUCAUUCCGGAGGUCUGUUCUUAACCUGAAACUGUUCUUAACCUGAAGCACCACUUUAGCUAAUGGGGCCUCCCACCGCCACGAGAUUUCUGUUCUCAUCCUGAAGCAAAGUUCUUAACCCGAGGUACUAUUUCUGGGUUAGCGGAGUCUGUAACCUGAAGUGUCUGUAACGCAAGGUACCACUAUAGUUGUUUAUCUCUUUGACAUCUGGCUGGAGGGUAUUCCACAGGGCGGGCGCCACUACCAAGAAGGCACUCUGCCUGGUUCCCAGUUACUUGGCUUCUCGCAGUGAGGGAACCGCCAGAAGGCCCUCGGAGCUGGACCUUAGCGUCCAGGCAGAACGAUGGGGGUGGAGACUCUCCUUCAGGUAUAUGCUCCUUAAUGCCAGGCAAGCAAGCAAGCCAUGGCAAUGAGGAAGAAGAAGGUGUUCAGCAGGAGCAGCUGGUGAGAAUGGAAGUAAGGAGCAGAACUCUCUGCAGGUUGGAGGCUGUCUGGCCCAGGAACAGGAGAACCUGGAACCAGCAUGGGUUGGGAUCAGGACUCUCCUCCCAGGUAGGUGAGGCAAGGUGCCAAGCAGCGAUCUUAGCUCAAGACUGGCUUUAUCAUCUGGACAAAACAGGGUGUUCUGACCAGGGGAGUAUUCAGUCCAGAGAGGGACUCUGAUUUUCCCCAGAGCCAAGAAGGCACAGCUGAAAUUCCUUUUUGCACAAUGGAUCUUGAUAUUGUCGCUUACAAUGGGGUGCAGAGAACAAAGCUUUGCUCUUUUCAGCUCACGGCUUGAUCUGAUUAAGUUGAAGCAGGUCCGUCACGUUCGGGCAAAGUCUGAGAAGGCUGCAAAUGUCACCAGGCAAAAAAUGUCAAAAGGCGGCGCCGUUAAUUCCGCUCCAGGAGUCGAGAGAGCUUUGAUGGUUGCCUUUGGUCAUGCUCAGACCAGGUCAUGUUUCUGGGUGAUUAAGGUCAGUUAGGAAGCAUGAUUUUUGAUGGCAUCAUUCAGGAGCUAAGAUGGCGCCUGGGAACCAAAAUGGAGCCCAAGAGAGUUUGGACAAGACAAGGCCCAGUCGCAUGCCAAGGUCAGAUGUCAACCCAAGGCGAUGCCUUCUGUGAGGAGAAACCAAGAUAUGACCAGGCAGAGGGCCUUCUCAGUGGUGGCGCCCACCCUGUGGAACAAACUCCCAUCAGAUGUCAAGAAAUAAACAACUACCUGACUUUUAGAAGACAUCUGAGGGCAGCCCUGUUUAGGGAAGUUUUUAAAUGUUUGAUGUAUUUGUCGUGUUUUUAAUAUUCUAUUGGGAGCCACUCAGAGUGGCUGGGGAAACCCAGGCGGAUGUGUGGGGUAUAAAUAAAUUAUUAUUAUUAUUAUUAUUAUUAUUAUUAUUACUUGAGAUGCACUUUGAGGACGCCUGAGGGCCUUUUAGGAAGAGUCAGCAGCGAAAAUGAUAAAAGAAUAGAGCAGUUUUCUCCAACUACAACUCCCAUUAGCUCCAGCUGUGCUCACUGGGGCUGGUGGGAGUUUCAGCCCAAACACCUGGAUGGCUGUACUGGUUGAGGAAAGCUGGAACAGAGAAUUUUGCAAAUGUCUCUCUUCCUUGAAGAGGUGAAUCCACACAGCCCUCACAAACAAUGGGUAAGGAUACAGCCCUUGCUGGAGUAUUGCGCUCUUUGGAAUAAACUGAGGCACUGUGGUGUAGUGGUUAGUUGUUGUUGUUUAGUUGUUUACUUGUGUCCGCCUCUUCGUGACCCCCUGGACCAGAGCACGCCAGGCACUCCUGUCUUCCACUGCCUCCCGCAGUUUGGUCAAACUCAUGUUGGUAGCUUCGAGAACACUGUCCCAUCACCUCGUCCUCUGUCGUCCCCUUCUCCUUAUGUCCUCAAUCUUUCCCAACAUCAGGGUCUUUUCCAGGGAGUCUUCUCUUCUCCUGAGGUGGCCAAAGUCUUGGAGCCUCAGCUUCAGGAUCUGUCCUUCCAGUGAGCACUCAGGGCUGAUUUCCUUCAGAAUGGAGAGGUUUGAUCUUCUUGCAGUCCAUGGGACUCUCAAGAGUCUCCUCCAGCACCAUAAUUCAAAAGCAUCAAUUCUUCAGCGAUCAGCCUUCUUUAUGGUCCAGCUCUCACUUCCCUACAUCACUACUGGGAAAACCAUAGCUUUAACUAUACGGAUUUUUGUUGGCAAGGUGAUGUCUCUGCUUUUUAAGAUGCUGUCUAGGUUUGUGGUUAGAGUGUUGGACUAAGACCUGAGAGAGCAGGGUUCAAAUCCCCACACAGCUAUGAAGAUCUCACUGGGGAUGACCUUGGGCCGGUCACUGCCUCUCAGUCUAACCUACCUCACAGGGUUGUUGUGGGGAUUAAAUGAGGUGGGGGGCGAGAGAACCAUCAAUGGCACCUUGCUCUUUUUGCAGAAAAAAGUGGAAUAUAAAUGCCCAAAGGUGGCAUACAGUAAUACCUCUGCGAACGUCCACCUAGUGUCCAUUCUAGCAAACGUCCGCAGCAAACCCAGAAGUACCGGAAUGGGUUACUUCUGGGAUUGCCGCUCGCACAUGUGCAGAAACACUAAAUUGCACUCCGCACAUGCACAGAAGCACUACAUCAUGCUUCUCGCAUGCGCAGAAGCACAAACCGCUCUGCGCGCGUGCACAGACGCAGCGCUUUGCCGUACUUAACCUGAAACUGUUCUUAACCUGAAGCACCACUUUAGCUAAUGGGGCCUCCUGCUGCCGCUGUGCCGCCGGAGCACAAUUUCUCUUCUCAUCCUGAAGCAAAGUUCUUAACCCAAGGUACUAUUUCUGGGUUAGCGGAGUCUGUAACCUAAAGUGUAUGUAACCCAAUGUACCACUGUAUUUUAAAUUGUUUUUUUCAUUUUUCUUUUUUUUCUUAUUAUGUUUUUACUGAAAUUUUAUUGAUGUUAGCCGCCCUGAGCCCGGCUCUAGCCAGGGAGGGCGGGGUAUAAAUAAUUUUUAUUAUUAUUAUUAUUAGCAUUGUUGGUUUUUCCACCCUCUGCAGGGACACAUGUUCAUCGCCACUGA